Messenger RNA from Caenorhabditis elegans, 1163 nucleotides. RefSeq lists its product as uncharacterized. The record is from RefSeq and is marked reviewed. NCBI's taxonomy places the organism in Eukaryota, Metazoa, Nematoda, Chromadorea, Rhabditida, Rhabditidae.
ACAUUCGUUACAAUCAAAACACUAAAUGAAUAAGCAAGAUGAUGAAGAAUUCAAUUCAUAUUUUGCAAUGGAUGCUCAUUAUAUGGGUCGAAUAUUUUUCACAAUGUCGACUUGUUUGACACUUGGAGGUUUAUACUUUGCAGCACAUCCACAUUACUUGGAAGAAAGCUGGAAUUCAAAUGGAACACAUUACGUGAUAGAAAAUUACAAGGUUUAUCCAAAUGGAACCAAAUACUAUGAACUAGAACGACCAGAUGGAACAAUAUUUGUGGGAGGACUUGGACCAUGGUUUGAUCGUCUUUUGAUGGGAGAAUGGAGAUAUUGGUAUGGAAAUACAUUUUACAAUUAUUGUAGACCUCGUGAUCCUCCAAGAACAGAAUGGAUGACAUCGAUUUUACGGUCAAUGAAUCACUUGGUUAUAGUACAGGUCUUCUUCCGAUCUGCCGUUCUUCUGUCGAUGACACACGCGCUGUUCCAAUGUAUGCUAAUUAAUUUUGUCUCAAUGGCAAACCAUUCUCCAACUCUUGAGAGAAUUAUUGGAUUUCCACUUGUCACAGUGGAGACCGUGCACAAUCUUUGCCUUUAUGUGAUCAGUGCUUUGCAAUACGAACAAGAUUCACAUUUAAUGCAGUAUACCCGAAUGGCCAUGAUUCUACUCACUAUUUCUACGGUUCUCAAAUUAAUAUUUGUUGCUAUAAUUCAAACAAAUCACCUAUUACAAGUUGCAUGUGUUAUUCUUGCGUCGGGAGUUAUAUUGUCUCAUAACACCGCACUGGAAGAUUUUGAUUCAUUUUUGGUAGACACACAUUGUGACUCAAUGGCUCUUCCAUCAGUUGCAUUCUCUCAAUUAAUAUAUUUUCUUGCGUUUUUCACAACUGGAUAUCUUCAAUAUCAAUGCUUAGCUGGUAUUCGAGUGGUAACGUGUUCAACUCCAGAAGAACUCGAGCAUCGGAAACGAUUUUGUGAAGGACCAAUUGAUCUCAUUUCUACAUGAUUUUUAAUAUUUAGAACUAUAUAUUCAUUCAUUCUCAAAUGCUUUAUCUCGACUGUAAUUUAUAAUAAUAAUGGAACCCAGAAUUUUGAUGUUUUUAUAUGAAUUAUACAUAGCAUUGAAAUCCAUUUAAAAAUGUUUAGAAAUUUUGUAAAUAAAUUCAGGAAACCAA